Molecule: messenger RNA, 5858 nt
Organism: Lecanosticta acicola
Lineage: Eukaryota; Fungi; Ascomycota; Dothideomycetes; Mycosphaerellales; Mycosphaerellaceae
Source: the annotation of a GenBank genome assembly
AUGCCCCAUCUUCCAAAGACCUUGUUUGCCGGUACGUGUCAGCAGAAUUCCUUCAACGCCCAUCAAUUAGAGACUGAUAGCCAUAUGCAUCUAGGACAGAACCCGCUGAUACAGUACGAUUUGCCCGCGUGCAGCUACGUUGUGCAUCGCUCACUAAUCUCUGCAUGUCUUCAGAUUCGAUGGCCUGAUCACAACGCACUUCUUGGAGCCAGAGCCGGGCACUUCUUUCCAGAUCAAGCAAACCUAUCGCGCUCUUCCAACUGGUCAAGGCAGCAGCGAAGCUGCCCAUGCGUACCGGGGUCCACCGCCUCAUUUUCAUGCGCAUCAAACGGAACGAUUUCGCGUGCUGAAAGGUGCUGUCGGGAUCGAAAUUAAUGAAGAGAUCUUCGUUCUGCGGCCCCAAGACGGCGUAGCUGUCUGUCCAUCUGGGCAGAUUCACCGAUUUUUUGUCGAUGUGGACCGAUCUCAUGUACCGGAGAAGUCUGACGCCGAAGACGAUGGCGAGACUGUCUUGAUGGUCAAUGCUACAGACAGCGGCAUGGAUUUUGUCCUCGAUCGUAUCUUCUUGGAGAACUGGUACGGCAUCCGAGUCGACAGUUUCAAACAUGGCAACAGCAUCGACUUUAUUCAGCAGUGUGCAGUAUGUUCCCAACCCCAUCAAAGACAUACAGGUUGCCCCAGUUGACCUCAUAAUGUAGACUUUCGAUGGAGGGGACCACUAUCUUCCAUGGCCAGCAACUCUGCCUUCCUGGGUAUCGAAGAGUUGGUCGGUCAGGAUACGCACCUUCCUCGGCUAUUGGCUGACUGUGGUAGUCGGUCGGUAUAUUGGCGGGUUGCUUGGAUACACACCCUUCUACCGCGAGUACACGACAGAUUGGAGAUUUGCGCAAGCAAAGAUGACUGGAACAUGGUUCUAUAGAAGGAACUUGCAGUUUGCCUACAAAGCUGCGGCUUCCUGGACCGACCUUGAGCAAAUGAAAUCAUGGACGGAUGAAAAGGCUGCAGCUGCAAUGUGUGGGACAGCAUCAAAAGUAUCUUAGCCUCUCGCUUGAGGCUCUACGCAUGAGGGACACAUGCUACGUGUCCCGAUCCACUGCCAACAUUAGACAUAUGCCGAAUCAAGAUAGCAGCGGCAGUACCACGGCACGUGGCACCAUUCUUCUGUACUGUCGAUACAGGAUACGCUGGUUGUUGGUCGUUGCAGGGUACGCUGGUUGUUGGUGCAUUUCCCGUUUUCCCUGCAGAAUCAAGCCCUUUUCACGUGGAUUUCUGAUUAAGCUUUCCGAUCUCUGUCCCGGACGUGUAUCCUCUAUCGGUCACGCUGUCCAACGGGACGAGGUAUGGCCCGCUUCUCGGGGAAGGAUGAACCAUAUUGACAAGCUUUCACGCGCUGCAUGGGCAUGCUGGUUGAGUGAGCUUGACCAGAAAACACAGCGUACUUCAAAAUGCAGUUUGUGCAGACCGAGGCGAAUGUUCGUACUCUGGCUACCAUUACGCCAGGAGAUAGUAAGGACGACAUGAUACACCUGAUUGUCAUUGGUGCCGGAGUAGCUGGUUUAUCAGCUGCUAUUAGUACCAGGCUUGGAGGCCAUGCAGUCACUGUUCUGGAAAGGUCAGCAAAGCUCGAAGAGAUCGGUGCCGGACUCCAAAUCACACCAAAUGCUACUCGCAUCUUUCGGCAUUGGCAGAUUCUGGAAAGCGUCGACAAGCUCGCUACGAAACCCACAGCUCUGUCGGUACGACGAUACGAUGGCACACAAUUACUGGCCCAUGAGAGUGAUUUACAAAGCAAAGUCUAUCGUCAAUAUGGCAAUCCAUUCCUUGACAUUCGUCGGUCAGAUCUCCAAGCUGUGAUGCUGGCUAGAGCGCAAGAACUAGGAGUAAUUAUCAGGAUGUCCCAGCAUGUGCGCAAUAUCAACUUGGAACUCGCAGAGGUUGAACUGGAUUCUGGAGAGCGUAUCCGAGGCGAUGUGGUGCUUGGCGCAGACGGGCUGUGGUCUCAAUGUCGAGGCAUCUUCUUAGGUCAAGAUGACCAGCCGCAACCCACAGGAGACCUCGCAUACAGGAUCCAACUCAACGUUGACCACCUUGCGGAUCCCACCUUGCGAGCGCUUGUCUCUCAACCCACCGUUAACUUUUGGAUUGGACCUGGGGCACACGUAGUAGGAUACUCAGUCCGGAACGCCACAGAGUACAAUUUGGUGCUGCUGGUUCCCGAUGAUCUAGGCGACAACGUGCGUAAAGCCGAGGGCAACAUCGGUGAAAUGCGAGCACUUUUCCAAGAUUGGGAUCCUCUGCUGCGGAGCUUUCUGGACCAUGUCGACACGGUUGAGAAAUGGAGACUCUUCUAUCGAAAGCCACUGCAUAGCUGGAGGAGUGCUAUGGGAACCUUCAUUCUUGCUGGCGACUCGUGCCACCCCAUGCUUCCUUACCUUGCGCAAGGUGCCAACAGCGCGAUAGAGGAUGGAGCUGUCCUUGGACGACUCCUGGGACACAUCCAGCACAAGAGCCUCUUGCCAGAUGUAACACAACUCUACGAGAAAUUGAGGAAGCGGCGCAGCGAGACCAUUGUUCGAGAAACUUUUGCUCAGGUCAGUCGAGAAGAAUCGCUAUGACCGGACUGCUGCUGAGUUCGACUUUUUCUACAGCGUGGAGAUUUCCACAUGGACGAUGGCUCCGAUCAACGCACGAGAGAUGCAAUUUUUCUAGAUUGCCUAGACAAAGGACCCACAGCUCCCUUUCCAAGCCGGUGGUAAGUGAAGGGAGCGUCCAUGACUCUGAAAUGCUCCUGACAUGCAUGCCACCUAGGACUUGCCCCAAAGUGCAGCCGUGGCUGUGGGGCUACGAUGCCAUCAAAGAUACAGAUCAGGAACUGGCAGCAUAUACUUCUGGAGCUCCGCUGAGCAACCAGUCCAAGAGAAUUGCUGUAGUCAGCUGCAGUACUCGUGCGGAGCGACUUAGCCCUUACAUCGCAGAGUACAUUCAGCAAAUUAUGGUCUCCCAAACGAGUUCUGAUCUGGCAGUGCUGGAUCUAGUUGAUCUUGCCAAGCAAAACCUGCCAUUGUACGACGAGCCUGCGGAACCACGGAGUCUCCCAACUACAGCCACAGAGGAAUACUACAGCCAUGAACACACCAAAGAAUGGUCAGUCCGAAUACAGAGCUUUGAUGCUUUCAUAUUUGUCACUCCUCAGUACAACUGGAGUAUUCCUGCAGCACUGAAGAAUGCGCUCGAUUUCUUAUACUGGGAAUGGACUGGCAAAAUCGCUGCUAUCGUUAGUUUCGGCUCUAAAGGAGGUGGCAAAGCUGCAGAGCAUCUACACCAAAUCUUGACCGGACUUUGCAUGCAAGUAGUCAACACCAAAGUCGGCCUCAUCACUGCAAAAGGUCUACUCGAGGAUACCCAAAAGUGGCAAGGGAUUUCUCCAUCGUCGACUGCAGCCUGGCAACAGCAUGGCGUCCCAGAGCACGUUGGGAAGAUGUACAGCGAGGUGUUAGAACGGCUUUCUAGCUCGAAAUCAGCCACAUACAAAUCGUAGACAAUAUCCUCAGCAGGGUCGCGAGCGACAUCUUAGCCAGACCGGGUACAUGUUCAAGUCAUUCCGUAUCAAGUCACUGCAAACUCUGGCCGAGUCGUACAAUCAUAUGGCAUCCACGUCUGGUCAGGGGUUCUCAUAUCGGGCACCGAAGGACAACGCUCCGACACUGUCUUCAUACAGGUCAUAGACCGCCUUACGUCCUACCCAUGCUCCCUCGGUUUACGGUAUUCACCCUUGGACCAAAGCUUCACACCGAUCCCAGCAAAACUUGAAGCUACGAACCGGGGGACCGUCUCGUAUAUCGCGCCAACGUAUGUGCAUAUAACUGCUUCACCACGACACAUAACAAACAGAAAAAGAAGUUCUCAUUAUCAAGAUGUCCCAAAUGGGGCUGCUCAUCCAACUACUUAUCCCUACUGCACUUCUCCAACUGUGUUAUGGAAGCACAUUACCAGGAGCUGCGGUGCAGAAAACAACUCCUGGCAAGACCUCUUGCCAAUAUCCCCCAAACUCGCGCAAAUGCUGGUCGUACGGGUAUUCUAUCGACACAGACUACUACCAAGAGCAUCCUCAUACCGGUAUAGUCCGAGAGUAUUGGUGGGUGAUUCAGAACAGCACAAUCGCACCGGACGUAAGUCGGUAGACUACAUGGUUCAAACCAGCUUCGAUUCAUUCGCUAACGGGACGAUUCAGGGUUAUCAGCAAUGGGCUCUCACAGUCAACGGAUCUAUACCAGGCCCUGCUAUCGAAGUGGACUGGGGUGAUGAAGGUAUCGUACAGCAAAGUCUACCUGCACGCCUCUGUGCUAAUUUGCGGAUUAUUGAUCGUACACGUAACGAACAAGCUGGAAAAUAACGGCACGGCUCUUCAUUUCCAUGGUGUUCGAAUGUUUGAGAACAACCACAAUGAUGGUCUGGCACUUUGAAACUCCUAUAAGCAGCAAUAUGCUAACAGCCAGUCAGGUGUGCCAGGCGUCACCCAAUGCCCAAUAGUAAGAGCCCUGCCACCAGUUUAUUGCUUCCAGGAACAGACACUGAUGUAGAUUCAGGCACCAGGGGAAUCAUUUACCUAUCGAUUCACUGCGGAACAAUAUGGGUCAAGCUGGUACCAUUCACACUUUAGCCUACAAUUAUCACUUGGUCUCCAAGGACCUAUCGUGAUACACGGUCCUGCAACUGCCGAUUAUGAUGAAGACUUUGGAAUACUGCUCAUGACGGACUGGAGCCAUGCCUCGCUCUUUGCCGAGUGGUGGUAUCAGAGGGUUCCAAGUGGCCCGCCCUCGCUGGCCAAUGCUCUAAUCAACGGUCAGAACGUAUUUGAUUGCGAUACGGUAAGCGAUCCAAGAUGUUUAGGCAGUGGGACAAGGCCGGUAUGGCAUUUUGCAAGUGGUAAGAAGUACCGCUUCCGUGUUGUCAACACCGCGCUGUACUCGAAUAUCCGCUUCACGAUCGACGGUCACGCUCUGGCUGUGAUCGCCGCGGAUUUUGUCCCGAUUGUGCCAUAUAUCACAGACCACGUAAGUGACAUGUAAUCUCUUGGUGUACGCCAAGAUCCCGGACUGACUAUGUAUCGUAGGUAUUGGUCGCUGCUGGUAAGAAUUGAUCCCAUCGAGUAAUGAGAUCGCCGCGGAGAAUCUUGCUGAUGCGAGUGUGUUCUCCCUCAAGGCCAACGCUACGACGUGGUUGUGGAAGCGAACGCAGAAGCAGGCAACUACUGGCUACGGUGGGGAAUGAUCCAAGUACGCAGCACACCAAUGAUUUGCAACGACUGACUAUGGGCAAGCAUGCACUGGCAAGAAAAAUGCUGUCCCAACGAUGCAGCGAACAACACUCUUGGAAUCAUUCGCUACGACUCCAGCUCGAAAGAGCUGCCAAAAUCGGCCAACCAGGUCGCAAGACUUCCCGACUCUUGUGCAGAUGAACCCCCGAGCAAACUUGUUCCAUGGGUUGUUCUGGAAGUGGGCAGUCCGUCUAGCAUAACAAGCCUCAAUCUCGCCGACGACCCAAAGCUGCCCCAGCCAAAAGGCUUCAUGUGGACUCUGAAUCAGACCUAUCAGUGGGUGAAUUUCUCCGCUCCCACAAACCUUCUGUUGGCUGAGCAUGACUACGAAUUCCCCACGGAAGCACUCGUGUUUCCAAAAGCUCAAGUAUCUAUGGACGGACCACCAAGUGAAGAAUCGUGGGCAUACUUUGUGUUCAACGAUAUAUCGGAACGAAAUCGUUCCCAUCCUAUGCAUCUCCAUGGUAAUGGCUUUCGUCUGCACCAGCUUCUAGAGAGUGGCCUCACUCACAUCUCCCAGGGCACGAUUUCUUCCUUCUAG